Messenger RNA from Hydra vulgaris (swiftwater hydra), 1899 nucleotides. Lineage: Eukaryota; Metazoa; Cnidaria; Hydrozoa; Anthoathecata; Hydridae. The record is from RefSeq and is a predicted model, not a curated record.
AUGGGAAAAUGUAACGAUGCUUUAGAAAUUUAUUAUUCAGUAGAAAAAAUUCAAACAGAAGCUUUAGGCAACAACCAUCCAAAUACAAUAAGAACGAAACAUUUGAUUGCAAAAUGUUUAUACGAAUUGGGAAAAUAUAACGAAACUUUAGAUAUUUAUUAUUCUGUUAACCAAAUACAAACUGAAUAUUUAGGUAUCAACCAUCCAAGUACAAUGGCUACAAAACGUUGUAUUGCAAAUUGUUUGUACUAUAUGGGAAAAUAUAACGAAGCUUUACAGAUUUACUAUUCUGUUGACAAAAUACAAAAUGAAAUUUUAGGUAUCAACCAUCCAAGUUCAAUGGUUACAAAAUGUUGUAUCAACCAUUGCGAUACAUUGCAAACAAAAGAUAAUAUUGCAAAUUGUUUAUGCUAUAUGAACAGAUAUAAAGAAGCUUUAGAAAUAUAUGAAUCUGUUGACAGAAUACGAAUUCAAUAUUUAGGUAUCAACCAUCAAGAUACAUUGGAAACAAAACAUAAAAUCGCAAACUGUUUGGUUGCUAUAAGGAAAUUUAACGAAGCAUUAGAAAUUUAUUAUUCACUUGACAAAAUACAAACUGAUUUUUUAGGUAUCAGCCAUCCAAAUACUAUGAAAACAAAAAUUUGUAAAGCAAUAUGUUUGCAGGGUAUAGGUAUCAAUCAUUGCGAUACAUUGAAAACAAAAGAUAAUAUUGCAAAUUGUUUAUGCCAUAUGAGCAGAUAUAGAGAAGCUUUAGAAAUAUAUAUAUCUGUUGACAAAAUACGAAUUGAAAUUUUAGGUAUCAAACAUCGCGAUACAUUGAAAACAAAAGAUAAUAUUGCAAAUUGUUUAUGCCAUAUGAACAGAUAUAGAGAAGCUUUAGAAAUAUAUAUAUCUGUUGAAAAAAUACGAAUUGAACUUUUAGGUAUCAACCAUCAAGAUACAUUGGAAACAAAACAUAAAAUCGCAAUAUGUUUGGCUUUUUCGGGAAAAGAUAACGAAGCUUUAGAAAUUUAUAAUUCAGUUGAUAAAAUUCAAAGUGAAAUAUUUGGUAUCAACCAUCCAAAUUCUCUAAAAACAAAAAUUUCAUAUGCAAUGUGUUUGCAGACUAUAGGUAUCAACCAUCGUGAUACAUUGAAAACAAAAGAUAAUAUUGCAAAUUGUUUAUGGCAUAUGAACAGAUAUAGAGAAGCUUUAGAAAUAUAUAUAUCUGUUGAAAAAAUACGAAUUGAAAUUUUGGGUUAUGACCAUCGAGAUACAUUGCAAACUAAAGAUGAAAUUGCAAAAUUUGAAAAAAUGCAAACUGAAGUUUUAGGUAGCAACCAUCUGAAUGUUAUGAAAACAAAACUUAAAUAUGCAAUCUCUUUGAUACGUAUGGGAAAAUGUAACGAAGGUUUAGAGAUAUUUUAUUCUGUUGAUAAAAUACUAACUGAAACUUUAAGUAUUAACCAUCCAUAUAUAAUGGAAAUAAAACUUACUUUUGCAACCUGUUUGAAAGAUUUGGGAAAAUAUAGCGAAGCGCUACAAAUUUAUUAUACAGUUGAUAAAAUACAAACAGAACUUUUAGAAAAAGAUUUUGAAGAGCUUGCUUACGAAAUACUUUUUGUAGAAAAAACCACCAGCCACUCUAUGAAAAGAUCAAUAAUUUCACUAAUACCCAAGCAAGGAGAUCUCACUGAAUUUAAAAAUUGGAGGCCUAUAUCUUUAAUCAGCGUUGAUUACAAAAUAACCACAAAAGCGCUAGCCCUAAGACUUGCAAAAGUAAUGGGGAAAAUUAUAGAACCAAAUCAAACUUCCGGAAUUCCAGGUAGAACAAUUUUCUCAAAUUUACACUUAGUCCGUGAUCAAAUAGAUUACGCGGAAUAUAAAACUCUACCUAGUUUCAUUUUGUCAAUAAAUUAA